Molecule: messenger RNA, 3593 nt
Organism: Helianthus annuus (common sunflower)
Lineage: Eukaryota; Viridiplantae; Streptophyta; Magnoliopsida; Asterales; Asteraceae
Product: serine/threonine-protein phosphatase BSL1
Exons: 23
Coding region: 683-3328 (881 amino acids)
Biological process (GO): brassinosteroid mediated signaling pathway
Molecular function (GO): phosphoprotein phosphatase activity; protein binding
Source: RefSeq, a predicted model, not a curated record
CCCGUACAUCUUGAUUUCUUCUUUCAUCUUAUUCACGUAAGGUUGUCUUCCUUCAAAUAUCGCCUCGUUUCGACUCCUCCAAAUAACCCAUAUCUAAUAUAUUGUGACAUCAAUUCUCUUUAUUUGUUUUCUUUCACUUUUUUAGUCAGAUCACUUUACAGAUCAACUCAUCAGAUUCAACCUUCAACCUUCAAACUUCAAUUUUUCAAAAUUGAUGCAAAUCAUCUCGUGAAUUUCAAAAUCAGCACUCGAUUCAACACAUAUAUUCAGUUUUCAACGAUUUCUAUCGACAAUUGAAGCUGUUAUGCUGCAACAGUGAGUACUAAUUCCGAUCAAACUCAGAAUAUUCCGGCACCACCUCCGCCGCUGCACCACGGCGGUCCGAUUUCCACUUUGGUAACUCCGAUUCGUUGUUUCUAUUUCUCAAUUGUUCAGAAGCUAGAGGUGAAUUUGAGAUCGAUAAGAAUUAGGAGUUAGGGUUUCUGGUUGUUCGGUUAGGGUUUGACGGCUUCAAAAGCAGAAUAUUCCGGCACCACGUCCGCCGCACCACCGUCGUAUACGGCGGUCCGAUUUCCGCUUCGUUGUUUUGAAGUUAGGAGGUGGAUUUGACUAUAGCUGUUUUGAAGUUAGGAGGUGGAUUUGACUAGAGGCUAGGGUUUCUGGUUGUUUGGGUUAGGGUUUGAUGGGUUCAAAGCCUUGGCUACAACCUGCUCCGAGUUAUCAGCCGUUAGAGACGUAUUGGGACACUGAAGAGGAUGCUCCUGGCCCUAGGUGUGCGCACACGCUGACCGCGAUUGCUCCGACUAAGUCUCACGGACCGAGACUGAUUUUAUUCGGUGGCGCCACCGCGAUAGAAGGUGGCGCCUCGUCACCAAUCCCCGGCAUCAGGUUGGCUGGUGUGACAAACUCUGUUCAUUCAUAUGAUGUUUUGACCAGGAAAUGGACCAGAAUUCGACCGGCUGGAGAACCGCCUUCCCCCAGAGCUGCUCAUGCAGCUGCUGUUGUUGGAACCAUGGUCGUAUUUCAGGGCGGAAUAGGUCCUGCCGGGCAUUCAACGGAUGAUCUUUACGUUCUUGACAUGAGUAAUGACAAAUAUAAAUGGCAUCGACUUGUUGUUCAGGGGGACGGGCCGGGCCCACGAUAUGGCCAUGUCAUGGACUUGGUUGCCCAACGCUACCUUGUUACUGUUAGCGGCAAUGACGGAAAGAAAGUACUUUCAGAUGCUUGGGCUUUGGAUACUGCUCAAAAACCAUACGCAUGGCAGAGGUUAAAUCCAGAUGGUGACAAACCUUCUGCUAGAAUGUAUGCAACAGCUAGUGCACGCUCGGAUGGUAUGUUUUUGCUAUGCGGUGGAAGAGACACUUCUGGCACGCCAUUAGCAGAUGCUUAUGGAUUGCUCAUGCAUAGGAAUGGCCAAUGGGAAUGGACUCUUGCACCUGGAGUUGCCCCUUCAUCAAGGUACCAACAUGCCUCGGUCUUUGUUGGGGCCCGAUUGCAUGUUACAGGAGGUGUUGUGAGGGGAGGACGGGCAGUAGACGGUGAAGCCGCUGUUGCAGUUUUGGACACUGCUGCCGGUGUUUGGUUGGAUAGACAUGGGUUAGUAACAGCACCACGUGUCAGCAAAGGGCAAACAGAAGAACCUUCGUUAGAACUCAUGCGUCGCUGUCGGCAUGCUGCUGCGUCUGUUGGUGUUCGGUUAUAUGUCUAUGGCGGCCUUAGGGGCGAGGUAUUGUUAGGUGAUUUCCUUGUUGCUGAGAAUUCACCUUUUCAAUCUGAUGUCAAUACUCCCACACUACCAACGGAGAGGGGAUCCAAUGUGAGCAGUCCCAGGACAAGUAAUUUGGACUCAUUUGAUCCCGUAUCUUCAAAUGACGGACCUCAAAGUCCCUCAUCUAUGGGCUUAAGCAGCAUGGACAAAGAAUCAAUGGAGAGGCUGGUUGAAGCUUCUGCUGCUGAAGCUGAGGCUGCAAAUGCUGUCUGGCAAGCUGCACAGGCACAGGCUGCUAAUGCUGAGCCGUCUGUAGCAGAUGAUGACUCAAAACCUGCAGAUAGCAAUUCAGAAGGCAGUGAUGAAGAGGGAGAUGUUCGACUUCAUCCAAGAGCUGUUGUGGUUGCUAAAGAGGCUGUAGGUAACCUUGGUGGGUUGGUAAGACAGCUGUCAUUAGAUCAGUUUGAAAAUGAGAGUCGACGGAUGAUUCCUUUGCAAAAUGACAUGUCAUAUUCUGCUAAAAAGUUCACAAGGCAAAAGUCACCAGAAGGCUUGCACAAGAAGGUCAUAUCUACUUUACUUAGGCCUCGAAACUGGAAACCUCCUGCAAACAGGAGGUUUUUCCUUGAUUCUUAUGAGGUUGGAGAGCUUUGCUAUGCUGCUGAACAGAUAUUUUUGCACGAGCCUACAGUGCUUCAGCUAAAAGCUCCUAUUAAAGUGUUUGGUGAUCUACAUGGUCAAUUUGGUGAUUUGAUGAGGUUGUUUGACGAAUAUGGAUAUCCUUCCACUGCUGGAGACAUAACGUAUAUUGACUAUUUAUUCCUUGGAGAUUAUGUGGACCGAGGGCAACAUAGUUUGGAGACCAUCACUCUGCUCCUUGCUCUAAAGAUUCAGUAUCCCGAGAGUGUCCACUUGAUACGUGGAAAUCAUGAGGCUGCUGAUAUAAACGCGCUCUUCGGUUUUCGUCUUGAAUGCAUUGAAAGAAUGGGAGAGAAUGACGGGAUCUGGGCAUGGACUCGGUUCAAUCAACUGUUCAACCAUCUUCCACUUGCAGCACUUAUCGAAAAAAAGAUUAUAUGCAUGCAUGGUGGCAUAGGGAGAUCAAUACAUUUAGUUGAACAAAUAGAGAAAAUAGAACGACCCAUAACCAUGGAUGCUGGAUCCCUCGUGUUAAUGGAUUUGCUAUGGUCUGAUCCAACAGAAAAUGACAGCGUCGAAGGUUUGAGACCAAAUGCUAGGGGACCCGGUCUUGUUACGUUUGGGCCUGACAGGGUUUCAGAUUUUUGUAAAAAGAAUAAGCUUCAGCUUAUUAUAAGAGCACAUGAAUGUGUAAUGGACGGGUUUGAAAGAUUUGCCCAGGGACAAUUAAUCACCCUUUUUUCCGCAACCAAUUACUGCGGGACCGCUAACAAUGCCGGUGCUAUAUUAGUGAUCGGUCGAGGAUUAAUGAUCGUUCCAAAACUAAUUCAUCCAUUGCCGCCACCACUUCAAUCACCAGAAAUGUCUCCGGAACGUCUACAAGAUGACACCUGGAUGCAGGAACUUAAUACUCAAAGACCACCGACUCCAACACGGGGCCGUCCACAAGAUCAUGAUAGGAAUUCACUUGCAUAUAUAUGAUUAUGUGACUGACCGAUGACCCGUACGCAGCAGCAUUUUUGCAGUAAUUGGUAUGCUGGAAAUCUACAAAUGGAUUACAUAUUGUUUUUGUACCUCUAUAGAUAAUGGUAAUAAUAAUAACUAUAAAUGAGUGUUUGUAGCUUUAUUUAAAGGGGGGGUUUGUUAUUUGAUUUAUUGUCAUGUAUUUUGUUUAUAUAUGUAUCUGUAAAUUCUGGCCACACCUCUGAUGGUGUAACAAUAGUGAGUGAGUUUAGACUUAUUUGCA